Molecule: messenger RNA, 1070 nt
Organism: Venturia canescens
Lineage: Eukaryota; Metazoa; Arthropoda; Insecta; Hymenoptera; Ichneumonidae
Gene: Tom20
Product: mitochondrial import receptor subunit TOM20 homolog B-like
Exons: 4
Coding region: 176-613 (145 amino acids)
Biological process (GO): intracellular protein transport; tRNA import into mitochondrion; protein targeting
Cellular component (GO): mitochondrial outer membrane translocase complex; mitochondrial outer membrane
Molecular function (GO): transmembrane protein transporter activity
Source: RefSeq, a predicted model, not a curated record
ACACUCGAUCGAGCAGAGCAAAUGCGAAACGAAACUUUUAUUCUCCCCUCUCGAACGUUUCUUUUUUCUCUAUUUAAUCUUGUCCUCGGCGGCCCUCGGCACGGAGGAAUGGAGAUUUGGUGAAUUUUCGAGGGUAACGACGCGAUCGUAAAAUAUUUCUGUUUUAUGUAUUAACAUGGUCAUGAUUUCGAAAGCUGCGGUCGGUCUCGCGGUCGGAAUGGCCGGAAUAUUCGUCGGUUAUUGUUUUUACUUCGACAAGAAGCGUCGAAGUGAUCCCGACUUCAAGAAGAAACUGAAAGAGCGCAGGAAAGCUAGAAAAGCUGCUCAAAAAGUCAGCUCUAUUCCAUUGAACCUCGAUGAUCAAGAAGUGAUUCAACGAUUUUUCUUGCAAGAGGUUCAAUUGGGAGAAGAAAUGUUGGCGUCUGGAAAUCUUGACGGAGGAAUUGAGCAUUUGUGCAAUGCGGUAGCAGUUUGCGGUCAGCCGCACGAGCUUCUUAGAGUUUUACAAAAAACACUGCCUCCACAAGUAUUCCAUCUUCUUUUGCAGAGAUUGCCUGCCGUUGGCCAAAAACUUGCAACUCAAACCACAAUGACCGAGGAAGAUGUUGAAUAAAAUCGACCUGUGUCGAUGUGUUGGUUAUUUAUAAAUCAAAGGAAUGUUGGUAAUGGAUAUACUAUAUUUAAACAGAAAACAUCAAAAAAUACCAAAUAACGAAAAUGGAAAAAAAAAUCUAAGAAAAAUUUGACGCAUACUCUAUUAUUUCGAGUGAGAAUCACCAUUGAUUUAGGCCAGGCCUAAAAUUACUGCGCGCAAAUGUUUCUCGAUCAAAUACUCCAAUAUUCCAUAAAUUGUGUGAAAUGAUAAACAUGAAAAAAAAAAACAUCAGAAAAGCAACAAGUUUAUAACAGCCGGGAUGUAAAUACGAUUGCAUGAGUGUUUGCGAAGUUUAAUCACACUGAAACUGAGACAAGAAACAAAAAAAAAGGCGAGUUCAAGAGAUCCAAUGACUAAUGUAAAACGUAAUUGAUCAUUUUUGUUUUUUUAUUAAAGAUCCCCAUUUUUGACUCCA